GCAGCGCACUGCAUGCCAGGCUUUAUCACAGCAUCUGCUGAGCUGAGGCUCGUGACUAGACUCCAGGACGCUGGACAGGUCUCAGAGCAGAGAAAUUCUGCCACUGCAGCAUGAGUGAAAGAAAAAUGGAACGCAGUCCAGCAAUAGGCUUUUAGUCCCUAGAUCUACUACUGGCAUUUUUGUCCUCGUGCAGUGUUGGAGAAAACUUACUUCUGUGUUGUUUUUAGUCGCUGUUGGUCGUCCGUUCGGCCUCGACUGAGCUGUGGCCACUGUAGGGUGGUUGACGAGGGUCUUUCCAGUCCUCUAGUUUCUCGUUGGAAGGCUCCUGUGCGGAAUAUUUUUGCGGACGGAGCGAAACGAGUGGCUGCUAUCUGUAGUGCAGCAUCGUCAGUGAACCUGUUGGCCUAGCCCGUUGCAGUUAUGUCGUCGUCGUCGCCGUCGUUCCAGGAUCACCUGGAGAAGGCCAUGGACAACUACCGUCAGGUGGAGAAAGAGGUGCAAAGGUUGUCAUCAGAAGUUCGGAAACUGGAGGAGGAGAAGGGCGAAAUGACGCGCCAGUGUGUACUGUAUGCGGAAAUGCUCAAUGCACUGAACCUGGAGAAGGCCACACAUAUGGAAAUCAGCAAGCGUCUAGAGGGCAUUAUUCAAGCUAAUAUUUCGGCAUUUCCACAAGAACACCAGCAAGGACUAAUGGAGACGGUGUCGCGCGCCAAGCAGGUCGACUCCAGAGAGCUCUACAUACACAUGCAGUCUCAAGCCGUACCGUCGGCAGCGCUAGGCCAGCAGCAGCAGCCGUACGCAGUACCGGUGCCCGGCAAUGGUGUCAUGUACGUACCGCCUGGUGCUCAUGCCAUGCCUCCACAUGGCGCCAUGGUUACGCAGGCACCGCGCUAUGCAGGAGAGCAAGUAGCACCAGGCCAUGGCGGUCGAGAGGAGUACGUUAAUGAUAGCCGCGAGAUCUCCAGUCGUUCGAAACGUGACAGAAAGCGCAAACAUAACGAUCAUAGUGAUCGCAAUGAGGCUGAGGAGGAUAUGGAUGAGGGAGCAAAGAGCAGUGAGUCUGGCCAUCAUGCGAAUGGCGUGCGCACCAACACAUCAGCUAGUCCUCAUGGCAGUGGUCGGGACUCCAGGCCGGCGUCGGAACGCGAUCAGCGAGAUGGCAAACGCAAGUCGGGUCACGACAGCUCGUCGUCCGUCGGCGUAACGUCCGCGCCGAAGCCGUCACACUCGCAAAACAACGUACAGCAGUCGACCGCGCCAGCGCCAGCAGCAGCGGCCCCGGGUCAAGCACAGCCGAUGCACCUUGUGUCCACCACGCGACCGCCAGCAACUGUGGUUCCUGCAGCAGCCGGUGGAGCAGCAGUGCCCGCGCAGCCAGUCGUCAGCGCCGAUGGGCAAAUCGUCUACGCCAACGGUCCACAGAUGACUCAGGUCUACACCAUACCACCCGGCAUGCGACCGCCGUUCAUGCCACAGCAUAUGCAGGUGAUACCACAGCCGUACACACCGGGUGCUGCAGGUGAUAUGUCGGGAACAGCUGCAGCGGCAGCAGCGGCAGCAGCAGCAGCCGGCUACCCAGCACAGCCCGCAGCACCCCCGGGUGCUUACUACCAGAUACCGGCUGGCUUUCCACGGCCACCGUUCGACCCCAGCCAAGCAAGAUCCGUUGCAAUCUCUCUACCCCAGCAGUCGGCAGCCGUAACUCAACCACCGAUGUCAGCACCGGCUGUGGCUGCACCUGCAGCUGCGGCACCGCAGGUAGCACAGGCCGCUCCAGUCAAACAGCCUAUUACCUAUCGCUAUCAUGAACAGACUGCAAGUGUAAUAGCACCGCAAGCUGAUUUCUACAGCCAGUCCGGCAUGCCACGCAGUCACAAGACCAUCAGCACAUUACAUCAUAAUGAUGUCGUCUGCGCGGUCAGCAUAGACUCUAAAUCACGGCGAGUCUUCACCGGUGGGAGGGGUAAAGUGAAAGUGUGGAACUUUGAGCACGCCAACCCGGAGCAUCCCUUGUCACAGUUCGACAUUCUGGAUGAAAGCUACAUCAGAUCUUGCAAGAUGCUACCCGACGGAAAGACAAUGAUCGUUGGUGGAGAGUCUACUAAACUUGCUAUCUAUGACAUUGAGGGAAUGAGACCAGUCGGUGAACUGGUAGCCAGCGCCCCGGCAUGCUACGCAGUGGCUACAUCUGCGGAUGGCAUGGUGGUUUACAGCUGCUGCAGUAAUGGACAGAUAGUCAUGUGGGACAUGCGUACACGGAAGGUUAUACAGCAACUUCCUGGCCAUUCUGAUGGCGCCAGUUGUCUAGACCUUGCCAAGGAUGGUACUCGGCUAGUCACGGGAGGACUGGAUAGUAAAGUACGCCUUUGGGACACGCGACAGAUGACGGAGAUGAAGUGUUACAAGUUCGACUCGCAGGUCUUCUCCAUUGGCUACACGAGUAUGUCGGAGAAUGCUGAGAAAUACUUUGCCGUCGGUUUGGAGAACAGCACCAUUGAGCUGUUCAACAUCAACCGGUCGGAUCGCUACGUGUCGCACUUGCACGAGGAUUCGGUGUUGUCACUCAAGUUUGCUGCGUCCGGGAAGUGGUUCGUCACCACAAGCAAGGAUACGAAGCUUGGCGUAUGGGGAAUGCCCUAUGGCGCCAAUUUGUUCCAUAGCAAGGACUAUCGUAGCAUACUAUGCUGCGAUGUGUCGGCGGAUGACAAGUACAUCAUAACCGGAUCAGGACAUAAUCGAGCAAUCCUCUAUGAGGUGGUCUACAACUAACUGUCAGAUAGUGGCGGAUUAGGUUACCUUGGAGCCAGCAUUCAGCGAACCCUUGCGGCUGUCUGUCUUGAUGCCACAUCCCAAGUGAUGGUGUGCCGUCGUGAUACCAAGCGCCACUGAUGGUGUCCUCCAGUAGGCCAGAGACGUUUCCUUGAUUGUGGCGCGACCCACUGCUACGGCCAGUACCUACAGCUGACAAGGAUCUUGAGAAUUUCUGUUGUUGGUGGUCUUCACCUAGGUGUGUGUGUGUGUGUGUGUCUGUUUCUGUGUCUGUUUGUGUGCAUGUAUGUGUGUGUGUGUGUGUAUUUUGCAUGUUUGUGUGCUUGUCUGUCAGUCAGUCUAUCUGACUGAGGUCACCAACUAACUACUAGUGUUUGUCUGUCUGUUUGUUUAUUUUCGGUUUCUGUCUAUUUGUCAAUGUAUUCACGGUUGUAUUGGCGACCUCUUCUAUACUCCCACCGGAUGCUAUUUUUGGUUGAUCUGAAGCGAAUAUUUUCUUUAUUGCGUACUUAGGUGAACGUUUGUUUCGCGUGCUUGAAAAUUGCUUGAAUUUCGUCUUCUUUUUGUUGCCUUUCGUUGUUGAUGCCCAUUACCCCACAAUGGCUGUGGUGCUUACCUGAAAUCAUCAAUUCCUUCCCCCAACACGUUUUUGAUCCUGGCCAGAGGUUUUCCGCACUUCAUUGACCCGUGAAGAGGCGGCUUGGUUAUUACAGCCAUUUCCCCGUGAACAACUCUUGCCGGCACCUGGCAGGGUCGCCUUGUAGGUGCCUGAAGCGGCAGUUGUUUCACAGCCGUAUCGCUCUCCUCCAGUUGCGUAAGCUACCAACCGAGAUCAGUGUUCCACUGUGGUCAGUGUAUUCAAAGAAUCGGAUCCCCUACCGGGCCGUGCCGCUCUACUGUCGUGCCAUCCAGCCCCAUGCCCGGGAACAGUUCUGACUGACAAGAUAAUAGUGUCCCCAGUGUGUUUGUGCUCCUCCUCUACAACUCUACCUCAACUUUAUGAUUUCUAGUAUUUGCAGUAACUAUGUUCUGCUGUUGAGAGGCAUUUUUUUCAAUUGCUGCCAUUGGCCAAUCUUUCAGUAACAAUUUUCAAUAUCGUCUCGAGUUUUGGUUGACUAUUCAAUAGCUUUUUUGGGCUGCUUUACCGAUUUUUUUGUCUUGAUGUUUUCGAUUUCUGCUGAUGGAAAGUAUUGAUUUUUUACCUGCUGUUUUUUUAGAACAUUACAAAUGUGACUACAUUUCUAUCUUCGCCUUGCUA
Messenger RNA from Sycon ciliatum, 4027 nucleotides. Its product is annotated as transducin-like enhancer protein 1. Gene Ontology annotation, molecular function: protein binding; transcription corepressor activity. Gene Ontology annotation, biological process: negative regulation of canonical Wnt signaling pathway; regulation of DNA-templated transcription. The record is from RefSeq and is a predicted model, not a curated record. Bases 421 to 2769 code for a protein of 782 amino acids. Gene Ontology annotation, cellular component: nucleus; transcription regulator complex. NCBI's taxonomy places the organism in Eukaryota, Metazoa, Porifera, Calcarea, Leucosolenida, Sycettidae. The transcript has 24 exons.